Messenger RNA from Lachnellula hyalina, 2238 nucleotides. It is a transcript of the gene cmkC, whose product is annotated as Calcium/calmodulin-dependent protein kinase kinase. Lineage: Eukaryota; Fungi; Ascomycota; Leotiomycetes; Helotiales; Lachnaceae. Gene Ontology annotation, biological process: intracellular signal transduction; protein phosphorylation. The transcript has 7 exons. Gene Ontology annotation, cellular component: cytoplasm. The record is from RefSeq and is a predicted model, not a curated record. Bases 1 to 2238 code for a protein of 745 amino acids. Gene Ontology annotation, molecular function: protein serine/threonine kinase activity; ATP binding.
AUGAAUUCAUCCCCAGACGAAUGCCAGCCCCAUCACGGCCAUGCGGGGGAUAUCUCAGAAAAAGAAGCAGAAGUGGGGAUCCUGCCCUCACAUGGCAUUUCUUUGGACAUCCCAGGUACCCAAGGCAGACCUCCUCUCAUUAAGCACCUCUCUGCUCCUGCCUACCAAAGCCCGCUCAGACACCACCGUCGACAAGCCUCGCAUCAUGUAGAAGUCAAAGAGACGCUGAAUGCGAGAUCCGAAUAUACAAACAACCAAGAAGAUGGCAAGGCGGAGCAUCGUAUCAAUCAGUACAUAAUAAAGGAUGAGAUUGGACGUGGUUCGUUUGGGGCUGUUCAUCUCGCAGUAGACCAGUAUGGCAACGAAUUCGCGGUCAAAGAAUUCUCCAAGUCACGGUUACGGAAGCGUGCACAGUCAAAUAUCCUUCGAAGACCUCAGGGCCGUAGACGACCUGGACAAUUGGCAGCUGGGUUGGGCCUCAAUGCUCCAUUGCAUCGACAUUCUGCUUCUGAUAUCCAGACUGGCGAGGAGCAGGGCAAUCCCCUAUACCUAAUCAAGGAAGAAAUCGCAAUCAUGAAGAAACUCAAUCAUCCCAACUUGGUAUCUCUUAUUGAGGUGCUGAAUGAUCCCGAUGAAGAUUCUUUAUACAUGGUUUUAGAGAUGUGCAAGAAGGGCGUGGUCAUGAAAGUGGGACUGGGUGAAAAGUCAGACCCCUAUGAUGCGGAAAGCUGUAGAUGCUGGUUCAGAGAUCUGAUUCUUGGUAUUGAGUAUCUCCAUGCACAAGGUGUUGUACAUCGUGAUAUCAAACCGGACAAUCUACUCUUAACUGAGGAUGAUGUCCUCAAGAUCGUUGACUUUGGGGUUUCUGAAAUGUUUGAGAAAUCGUCUGAGAUGAGAACCGCAAAGUCAGCUGGAUCACCAGCAUUCUUACCUCCCGAACUAUGCGUUACGAAGCAUGGUGAUAUAUCAGGCAAAGCUGCUGAUAUAUGGUCCAUGGGAGUAUCGCUUUACUGUCUCAGAUUUGGCAGGAUCCCAUUCGAAAAGAGUGGCGUUCUCGAACUCUAUGAAGCUAUCAAAAACGAUGAUCUCGAGAUAGAACCCAAUUGUGAACCAGGAUUUUGUGAUUUGAUGAGAAGACUUUUAGACAAAAAUCCGUCGGAGAGAAUUACCAUGCAGGAAAUCCGAGAGCAUUCUUGGGUUACUAAAGAUGGUACUGAUCCUCUAUUAGCCGCAGAGGAGAACACCUCCGAUCUGAUUGAACCGCCAAGUGAAACCGAAGUCAAUCAUGCCAUCACGGCUCGAAUGAGAAACCUUUUGAUGAUGAUGAAAGCUGUUAAAAAGUUCAAGAGUUUAUUAAACCAGCAUAAAAGGCCUAUAGGUUUAAGAGGAACUCUAGGGCAAGGUGUUCGCACCAUCCACCAUUCUUCUGCUGGUAGUUUGUCCGCUGUUGAUGGUACAUCAGAGCCGCACCUUCGCAAAUCGAAGAGUGCUGAUCUUCAUAAUCGUCGGAGUGUUGAACAAGCCCUUGCCGCUGAGGGUGUUCAUCAUGAGAUGAGUCCCCCUGAUAUUGAUGCACACCGGUCUAUGAGAGGCAAGGUUGAUAAAUCAGCGAUAGCUAUAGAUCGCCAUGAGGAGGACACACCAAACCCCACGCCACAAAAGUCACGUUCUGACGAAGUUCCGGCCCCGACACCCGGAAUUCUGAGAGAAAAUUCCCAUGAGAAAGGCCACGCGCACGAUCCUCUAGAUUCAGAGCCACUCUACCUUGGAAUUGGUCGUGGUGACCAAGAUGCGCCUGAAAUAACGCCUUGGGAUUUAGUCGCCGAGUCUCCAACUGCCGCAGAUUUCAGUAUCUACGAGACUGCAUACCAGCAAGAAGUCGACCGUAUCCGGGCGGCACAAGGCCAUACUGCUACAGUGUAUUUAACUCGGCGCGUCGAUAGUAAGAAGGAGUACAAGCAGGACAAGCACAUGGUCGAUGCUCCAUCAGCAGCACAAGUUGAGAGCAGCCAGCCUCAUACGGGCUUCAAACGUCUCUUAGACAAAGCAAGAGAGGAUAAACCUCCUGCUAAAGAGAAGAUGUUAGCCACUGGAGGCACAUUCUCUGACAUUGCCUCUAAAGCAGUGGCAAACUCUAAAAACCUUGGGAAAGACUUGAGUUAUAAAGGCGGCGUUGCUGUAGAUAAUGUCUUGGAAAUGGCGACGGAGAAGACAAAAGAAAUGUCUCAGGACAAGUGA